UAUUCGGUGCGUGAAUAAGUGACAUUCGAUCAGCGAAACCGAAGCAAUGAAAUUCUGGUUGGUAUUGUCCUGUGCUGUGGCCCUGGCCGCAGCCCAAACGGCCACUUCGAACUACAACGUGACAUGGAUCGGAGGCAACUCCCUGGUCAAUCUGGCCAACGGCCUAACGACCGUCGGAAACAUGCUGGCCAGCUACAACAAUACCCUGAACACAAUCCGUGCCGGUGCCUGGCCAGGAGUGCUCAACAUCUUGGGAACAGUGAACAUAACCUACGCUGCCCUGAACAAGACUUAUGGCCCGACCCAGCCAAGCCUCGUUAGCCUUGUGUCCUACUCAGCACCCUACCUGAAUCAAUCCAUUUUCGAUGGGGAACGAUAUAUUACGUCAUCGAUCUAUCAGGAUAUUGCCAGUCUGUCGAUGAGCCUGCAGAGUGCAAUCUCUAACUUGUUCAUGAACUUCCAAAUGCUGACAAACAUCGGAUACCAACAACAGGGAGAAAACUGCACCGGUCGCAUUGCCGCUAAUGUCUCGGUGAUUGCGCUUAAGGUCGCCAAGUACGCCGUCUGCAUUCAAAAUAACAUGAUGAUUGCUUCUACUCUGGUUGCGCCAGUCGUCAACGGCAUGAUCACUCAGGCCAUCGAUGAUAUGCGGUUGGUUUUGAACCUGUUCAAUUUCUGCCGCUCCUCUCCCGCUGCCGCUACCGAGUGCACCGACGAGUACUUCAACAACAUCUGGACUGACCAUUCUAUGAUCCAGAGCACCUUCUACCAGAUCUCCAGCUUCCUGUCAUCGAUGAUCCAGGAUGCCCAAAGCCGAGAUUCCUUCUGCGGUCAGCUGAUCAACCAAGAUAUCCAAGACGAUACAAUGAAUGCCCAGAAUUCCUUCAGCCGAUGCGCCUAUCCUCAGUCUUCGUAAGCUUUGAACGCGCGCCGAUCAUUGUCUAGGUUAAUUUUAGCACGCAAAUAAACCUCCUUUUUGCCAAUACACGGAAAGUUGCUGGAAAAGUUGAAGUUGUU
Uranotaenia lowii is the source of this 1017-nucleotide messenger RNA. RefSeq lists its product as uncharacterized. The transcript is spliced from 2 exons. NCBI's taxonomy places the organism in Eukaryota, Metazoa, Arthropoda, Insecta, Diptera, Culicidae. The record is from RefSeq and is a predicted model, not a curated record. The coding region runs from base 47 to 916 and encodes 289 amino acids.